Molecule: messenger RNA, 2591 nt
Organism: Ciona intestinalis (vase tunicate)
Lineage: Eukaryota; Metazoa; Chordata; Ascidiacea; Phlebobranchia; Cionidae
Product: NXPE family member 3-like
Source: RefSeq, a predicted model, not a curated record
GAAGAAGACAAAUAAAAAUAGUCGCCAAGCGCUUAUAAAUAUAAACAGUUAAAAAUAUAAGCGUUGAUAUUUGACGACGAAUUAAUAUUUGAACAUAUAUACAUGUAUUUGUUGAUAUUUGACGACGAAACGAUACUUUGUCAACCGGUAAUGAUUGCCAGGCGUCGGACUCUGAACUGUCGAAGUUUUAGCAUUACAUUUAUGUAUUUAACUGACAGAUAGACUUAACCACGAGAAUAGAUAUAUAUAGGCAAAGGAACUUAAAGAGCCAUGACAAAGAACUUUCUAUAGUCACUUACAUGCAACCCUAUAUAUCGUAAUGUGGAGUAAGAUGGGCUGUUUUAGGUAUUUAAUUUUGGUUCAUGAUUUAGCAGCCAUGCUUUUUUAUGUGAUACUUUUGUUUGAGUGUUUUUUACCUGCAGCGUGUGUAUAAUGACUGUCGUUUUGUUGCUAACUUUCUUCGUUGUAUUCAUUAACUUGAUCUUCGCUAUUGUAUCUUAUCCCACAGUACUUAACGUUAUUUUAUAGGAUUUAUUCAUUGGAAAGUUUGGCGUACAGUAUGAGGGUAUCGCUCAACAAUAUCAUAAUUAACAUAUGCGUUGUAGUUUGCACUGCUUUACUGGUGUAUCUAAUUUCAUUUGGACCUUCUUACACGUCGAGGGUUUGCAAAGAAGUUUCUGUAAAUCCAACCGAUAUACAUCAGAAGCAAUCAAGCUAUAUCAACUUUACAAGUUUAAUAAAGUCGUUCACAAAACUUGAGUUUGGCUCAAAAGUUUGGCGGCCAUUCUAUUUUGAAGUGGAUCAAUUGUUGAGUUUAAUUGAGAAAGGGGAAAUAGCUUGGCCCGUUACAAUCCGCGAAGUUACUUCUGGAAGGAAUACUCGUUUGGUAAUAAAGCAACAUAACACAGCUGUAUAUAAGGUUGGAGAUACAUUAGUUGCCAAGGUAGAAGCAUACGACGGGUUGGGAAGGAGAAAAAGAUACGGCGGUGAUUAUUUCUUUGCCAGGUUGAUAAAUACAGAUGAAAAUGGAGACGAACUCGGUAGCGGGAUUGGCUGUAACAUAAUUGACCGCGCCGAUGGUUCUUAUACAAUUUCUGCGCCGUUACUCUGGCCUGGUAACACGACUCUAUUUGUUGAUUUGGUCCAUCCUAGUGAAGCGGUUGCGGCUCUUGUUUAUUAUAGCGCAGCGGGUAAAGAAAAUGGAAUUACAUUUGUUUCAACUUACCCUACGGGGGAACAAGUUUAUUGCAAUGUUGGGAUACAACCUCAGCCGAGUCAACCGUUGUGUGAUUUCUCACAACCAGAAAAGGGAGGUUCCUGGUUCUGUUUGCCAACUGCUGACGGUGGAUGUCCUGGUAACGCCAACUACACCCAAACAAAGGAAGGUUCGAGAGAUUCGUAUGUUGGUAAAACUCCACUUUUCCUUGAGGGGUCGACAUGGAAAAUACCAAUUAAUUUCCAAGGUGGUUCGAUUAUGGUAAAGAACUCAAGUUUCAUGGAAGAGUUGGUAAACUCCUUGCCGAUUUGUGAAAGUACAUCUGGAAUGUCGGAAGAUUCGUUCGAGUUUCGUGCUGGAAAACAUUCUGGGUUUUACUUGAACCACGAAUGGCAAUCUCUUCAAUGUAAACCACGCUCAAAAGGUAUCAAGAUCGGGGAAUGUUUGCGACAUAAAGUUGUCUAUUUCAUCGGCGACUCCACAAUGCGCCAGUGGUAUACAGUCUUGUUGAAAUUUCUUAAAUUCCAGGACCACCCAACUAAAAUGAGAGCGAAGCCCGGACACGAUGUUUGGCAAGCGCCUCGCGUCGGUUACUUAACAGAUUACAAUAUAACUUUCUAUUAUAGAUCACACGGAAAGCCUAUGUAUAAUCCAGGACCACCAGAAUCGCAUGCUUUUAUAGCUGACACUUUGAAUGAAAUCAAAACAGAUGAUGGGCAUAAUAUACUCGUAGUCAUCAAUAUUGCUCUUCAUUUUCAAUUAAUAGACCCAAUCUUCUACCUUCAAAGGGUGGAGGUUGUAAAACGAUCCGUUAUCGAACUUCAGUUACGUUCUCCGGGCGUGCGGGUGUUUAUUCGCGGUUGCAUUCGCCAUCGAAACAGCGUGAAAUUUGUUCCGACCGAGUGGUAUAGCUUCAGACUUUGUAAAAUACUUCGCAAGACGUUUGAAACAGUUCCUGGCGUUGGUUUCAUCGACACUUGGCAGAUGACAACCGUUUAUCCCAAUCAUAAAAACAUACACCCAAAAGAAAGCGUUAUCCUUGAGCAUAUUGCUCUAUUUUUAUCUUACUUGUGUUAAUUAUGGUAAUGCCUUUAAAGAGAGUUCGUGUCACUCUAUAUUUUAGAUGUACAAUUAUAGUCCGUAUCAUGCAAAAACAACGAUGCCAUUUUAUUGAAUUUGUAUAGUUUUUGAGCUCUCUUCAAUUGUUUAUUUUAACUCGUGCUUCUCGCUAGUAGCGCUCUUCCAAGGGUAGUUUAGUCACCAGAAAACCUGUUUUUUCUUAAUUUUACGAUGUCUAUGUCUCUUCGUUGUUAGGGGAUUUUAUAUUACCAUGACAACGAGAAAACUAAAAUACAAUUUCCUUAUUUCGUUGCUG